AUGGACUCUAAAACAAUUGGUAUCCUCGGUGGGGGACAGCUCGGGCGCAUGAUUGUGGAGGCCGCUCACAGACUCAACAUCAAGACUGUGAUUUUGGAUGCGCCCAACGCGCCGGCCAAACAGAUCAACGCGUUGGACGAACAUGUGGACGGCUCCUUCACGGACCCUGCAGCCAUUGCGAAGCUUGCAGCCAAAUGCGAUGUGUUGACCGUCGAAAUUGAACACGUGGAUGCCUCUGCACUCGCAGAUUUACAGAAGGCGACGGGGAUUCAGGUGUUCCCAGUUCCUGAGACAAUCAAGCUCAUCCAGGACAAGUACCUGCAGAAGGAGCACUUGAUCCGGCACGAUAUCGCCGUAGCAGAAUCCGUCGCGAUUUCUGGUGCUACCGAUGCGGAAAAGCGCGUGGCACUUUUGCAGGUGGGCGAACAAUUUGGCUAUCCGUACAUGCUCAAGUCGCGCACCUUGGCAUACGACGGAAGGGGAAACUUUGUGGUGAAGAGCGCGGAGGCGGUCGAUGAGGCACUCCAGGACUUACACGACCGUCCGUUAUAUGCGGAGAAAUGGUGUCCGUUCACCAAGGAAUUGGCGGUCAUGGUGGUAAGAUCUAUCGAGGGCGAGGUGUAUGCGUACCCAACGGUGGAAACCAUUCAGAAAGAUAAUAUUUGCCACUUAGUGUACGCGCCGGCGCGCAUUUCUGAUACGCUCCGCAACAAGGCGGCUAUGUUGGCGAAAAAUGCGGUCAAAUCGUUCCCGGGGUGCGGGAUCUUCGGCGUGGAGAUGUUUUUGCUUCCAAACAACGAGCUUAUUGUGAACGAAUUGGCGCCACGUCCGCACAACUCUGGACACUACACGAUCGACGCGUGCGUUACCUCGCAAUUCGAGGCGCACGUGCGAGCGGUGGCUGGGUUGCCACUCCCACGCGACUUUGCGCGUCUUGCCACCAGCUCCACCAACGCCAUCAUGGUGAACGUGUUGGGGGCUUCUACGCCAGAUGGUGAACUUGCAAUGUGCGAGAGAGCGCUCCAGACCCCUGGUGCCUCUGUGUACUUGUACGGGAAGACUACCCGUCCAGGCAGAAAGAUGGGGCACAUCAACAUUGUUUCGUCCUCCAUGGACGAAACUGAGCGCCGUCUCGCCUACAUUAUGGGUGAAGACGUAGCUCCCGUUGUAGAUGAAGUUAAGGAGACCCCGCUUGUGGGGAUUAUUAUGGGUUCUGAUUCUGACCUUCCGGUGAUGGCUCUCGGUGCUGAUAUCCUCCAGAAGUUUGGCGUGCCGUUUGAGUUGACCGUGAUCAGCGCCCACAGAACGCCGCAGCGCAUGACCGAGUACGCGACCCAGGCGCACACGCGCGGUUUAAAGGCGAUUAUCGCCGGGGCUGGUGGGGCUGCUCACUUGCCCGGUAUGGUGGCAGCCAUGACGCCGUUGCCGGUGAUUGGUGUUCCGGUGCGUGGAUCCACCUUGGAUGGUGUGGAUUCAUUGUAUUCGAUCGUGCAGAUGCCAAGAGGGGUGCCUGUGGCGACAGUGGCGAUCAACAACGCGACUAAUGCGGCGUUGUUGGCAGUGCGUAUUUUGGCUGCGUGCGGGAUUGACAACGGGAAGUACAUGACCAAGAUGCUUACGUAUAUGGAGGGCAUGGAAACUGAGGUGUUGGGGAAGGCGGAGAGGUUGGAGCGUGUGGGAUACGAGGAGUACUUACAGGGGAUGAAGAAGUAA
Molecule: messenger RNA, 1713 nt
Organism: Babjeviella inositovora NRRL Y-12698
Lineage: Eukaryota; Fungi; Ascomycota; Pichiomycetes; Serinales
Gene: ADE2
Product: phosphoribosylaminoimidazole carboxylase
Exons: 1
Coding region: 1-1713 (570 amino acids)
Biological process (GO): 'de novo' IMP biosynthetic process
Molecular function (GO): ATP binding; metal ion binding; phosphoribosylaminoimidazole carboxylase activity
Source: RefSeq, a predicted model, not a curated record